Messenger RNA from Cuscuta europaea, 1211 nucleotides. Lineage: Eukaryota; Viridiplantae; Streptophyta; Magnoliopsida; Solanales; Convolvulaceae. The record is from the annotation of a GenBank genome assembly.
CUAAUUGUCAUGGCAACACAUAUCAUCACAAGAUACUACCUUACUGAAUAAACUUUACAAGGUAUAUUAACAUGUUUUGAAUAUUUUUCUUGAGGUAUAGAUUUAUCGUAAACUCCACGGCUUAUAGUAUUUUAUUUUAUAGGUUGUGUAUUUGCCCAUAACGUGUACCACGUUACAAAAAUGAUCUUAAAUGGUAAUAGCGAGGAUGUUGUUGCUUUUAGAUCUAGGUUGCCACUGGGAGGAGGAGAUGCUCCAACGACGCAGACGAUGUCAUCUCAGACCACACUGGAAGCUGAAAUAGCUAGCGGAACUGUUCAGUUGAUGACUAUACAAGAUUUAUUAAGCAUUGAAGAGAAUGGGAAAUAUUGGGUCCUGGCUAAGAUAGUUGCCAUUGACAACAAAGAGUGGUGCUAUGUUGCAUGCAAGCGUUGCCAAAAAAAGCCUGCUGCAAGUGGAAACAUUUGUGUGCCGUGUAAUUGUAGUGAAAUGAUACUUAGGUAUAAGAUUAGUGUUCAGGUGAUGGAUUCAACUGGCUUUACUGCAUUUGUGCUGUGGGAUAAGCAUUGUACAAGGUUGAUUGGGAAGACUGCUGCUGAUUUACAAGAUGUGGUGGCUGCCAAGAAUGUUGAUGGUCAUCUUGAGUACCCUGAAGAGAUAGGACAAUUGCUAGGCUCUCUAAUGCUGUUCAAGGUUCAGUCGAAAGGAGAUGGGAAUGUUUUCAAGGGGAAGAAGUCAUUUAGCGUCAUUGACUUUAACAAUGAUACAGAAGUUUUGUCUUUGUACUCUUCAAAGGAUGGAUCUAACGAGGUUGUUGAUGAAUUUAGUGAGCUUCGUAAGCAAAUUUAUGACAAUGAGGCGAUUGGUUCGUCGGAGCAUGAAGUUAAUAGCCCAGUUCCCAGUUCAAGUAAACACAAUGCAGUUGUCAUUGAGGAUGAUAGCGUCAGGAGAUCUUUAUUGGAAGAACUUUCAGUUUCAGGCCCUUCCAAGAAAUUUAAAUCUGUUGUCAAGACAGAGAAGGCUUGAACAAGAUUGAUGUUUCUUUUGAAAAAUGGAUACAUUUGUUUUGUUUGAUGCUGCUUUGGACAAUACUUUUGGUUUUGUGAUGGACGAUGUUUGUGUGACGAUUGAAUCUUUAUUUUGCUGUUGUUUAUGAUAUGGCUUAUGCAUUUUGGGUUCAUGGACCCUUUAAUGUUGAUAGGGGUUAUGUAUGG